AUGACUAUUGCUGAUGCUUCCAAAGUUAAUCAUGAGUUGUCUUCUGAUGACGAUGACGAUGUGCCAUUAUCUCAAACUUUAAAAAAAAGAAAGGUGGCGUCCAUGAACUCUGCCUCUCUUCAAGACGAAGCGGAACCUUAUGAUAGUGAUGAGGCAAUCUCUAAGAUUUCCAAGAAAAAGACUAAGAAAAUAAAGACCGAACCAGUGCAAUCGUCGUCAUUACCAUCGCCUCCAGCAAAGAAAAGCGCGACAUCAAAGCCUAAAAAAAUCAAGAAAGAAGAUGGUGAUGUAAAGGUAAAAACAACUAAAAAGGAAGAACAGGAGAACGAAAAAAAGAAACGAGAAGAAGAAGAAGAGGAGGACAAGAAAGCGAAGGAGGAGGAGGAAGAAUAUAAAUGGUGGGAAAAAGAAAACGAAGAUGACACCAUAAAAUGGGUCACACUGAAGCAUAACGGUGUUAUAUUCCCUCCACCAUACCAGCCCUUACCAUCUCACAUCAAAUUAUAUUACGAUGGGAAGCCAGUAGAUUUACCUCCGCAAGCUGAAGAAGUAGCCGGGUUCUUUGCUGCCCUAUUAGAGAGUGAUCAUGCCAAAAAUCCUGUUUUCCAAAAGAACUUCUUCAAUGAUUUCUUGCAAGUACUGAAAGAAAGUGGUGGUCCCCUCAAUGGAAUUGAGAUAAAGGAAUUUUCUCGUUGCGAUUUCACCAAAAUGUUUGAUUACUUCCAGUUACAAAAAGAACAGAAAAAGCAACUGACUUCCCAAGAAAAGAAACAGAUUCGUUUGGAAAGAGAAAAAUUCGAGGAAGAUUAUAAAUUCUGUGAAUUAGAUGGCAGAAGGGAACAAGUAGGGAAUUUCAAGGUUGAACCUCCUGAUCUAUUUAGAGGUCGUGGCGCUCACCCAAAAACAGGCAAAUUGAAGAGAAGAGUGAAUCCUGAGGAUAUCGUUUUAAAUCUAAGUAAAGACGCACCCGUUCCGCCAGCCCCAGAAGGGCACAAGUGGGGUGAAAUCAGACACGACAAUACCGUUCAAUGGUUAGCCAUGUGGAGAGAGAAUAUUUUCAACUCAUUCAAAUACGUCAGAUUGGCAGCGAACUCUUCAUUGAAGGGUCAAAGUGACUACAAGAAGUUUGAAAAGGCGAGACAAUUGAAAUCCUAUAUCGAUGCCAUCAGAAGGGAUUACACGAGAAAUUUGAAAAGCAAAGUUAUGCUAGAGCGCCAAAAGGCCGUAGCCAUUUAUUUGAUCGAUGUAUUCGCUUUAAGAGCCGGUGGUGAAAAAUCCGAAGAUGAAGCCGAUACUGUGGGUUGUUGUUCAUUGCGAUAUGAGCAUGUUACUUUGAAACCUCCGAAUACUGUUAUCUUUGAUUUCUUAGGUAAGGAUUCUAUUAGAUUUUAUCAAGAGGUAGAAGUUGACAAACAAGUUUUCAAAAAUUUGACAAUUUUUAAAAGGCCGCCCAAACAGCCAGGACAUCAACUGUUUGAUCGUCUAGAUCCAUCUAUACUGAACAAAUAUCUACAAAACUACAUGCCGGGAUUGACUGCUAAAGUUUUCCGUACAUAUAAUGCUUCCAAAACAAUGCAAGAUCAACUGGAUCUAAUUCCAAAUAAAGGAUCUGUCGCAGAGAAAAUAUUGAAGUACAACGCAGCAAAUAGAACUGUAGCCAUCCUAUGUAACCAUCAAAGGACUGUCACGAAGGGGCAUGCACAAACAGUGGAAAAGGCCAAUAAUAGAAUACAAGAGUUGGAAUGGCAAAAGAUUCGUUGCAAGAGGGCCAUUUUACAAUUGGAUAAGGAUCUUUUAAAGAAAGAGCCAAAAUAUUUCGAAGAAAUCGACGAUUUGACGAAAGAAGAUGAAGCCACCAUUCACAAGAGAAUUAUUGAUAGAGAAAUUGAAAAAUAUCAGCGAAAAUUUGUUAGGGAGAACGAUAAGAGGAAAUUUGAAAAGGAAGAAUUAUUGCCGGAAAGUCAAUUGAAGGAAUGGUUGGAGAAAGUCGACGAAAAGAAACAAGAAUUCGAAAAGGAAUUGAAAACCGGUGAAGUGGAACUGAAAUCAAGUUGGAAUUCAGUCGAAAAAAUAAAAGCACAAGUAGAGAAAUUAGAACAGCGUAUCCAAACUAGUUCCAUUCAGUUGAAAGAUAAAGAGGAAAACUCCCAGGUUUCACUGGGCACUUCCAAAAUCAAUUAUAUAGACCCUAGACUUUCUGUGGUAUUUUGCAAAAAGUAUGAUGUUCCGAUUGAAAAGAUUUUUACAAAAACCCUAAGAGAAAAAUUCAAAUGGGCCAUAGAAUCGGUAGAUGAAAAUUGGAGGUUUUAA
This is a messenger RNA of Saccharomyces cerevisiae S288C, 2310 nucleotides long. It is a transcript of the gene TOP1, whose product is annotated as DNA topoisomerase 1. Gene Ontology annotation, molecular function: DNA topoisomerase type I (single strand cut, ATP-independent) activity; DNA binding. The transcript has a single exon. Bases 1 to 2310 code for a protein of 769 amino acids. NCBI's taxonomy places the organism in Eukaryota, Fungi, Ascomycota, Saccharomycetes, Saccharomycetales, Saccharomycetaceae. Gene Ontology annotation, biological process: DNA topological change; chromosome condensation; chromosome segregation. The record is from RefSeq and is marked reviewed. Gene Ontology annotation, cellular component: nucleus; chromosome; nucleolus.